Molecule: messenger RNA, 2201 nt
Organism: Monascus purpureus
Lineage: Eukaryota; Fungi; Ascomycota; Eurotiomycetes; Eurotiales; Aspergillaceae
Source: the annotation of a GenBank genome assembly
UCAUCCUCCACUCGGAAACCCGUCUCUUUCUCCGAAGUCACUAUUGUCGAGCGCAAUCAGAGUAACUCUCCCUCUCUCUUUCUCAACCUUCAUUCCCAAAUCCCUCUCCAGUCAGAAUUGAGUUGAAAUGCCUUUCUAUGCAGUACCUGCAGCUUUCCUGGUACUCUUGAACCAUCUCCCAUAAGGACAUUCGAAAGCAGGUUUUCUAGAUGACCAGUGCCCAUUCUUCCCUUUUGACUUGAUCAAGCAUGGCUUCUGCUGUCCAGCCCUCCGAGCUGCAAAGCGUCAUCGCUUUGGUGAAAACUUUAACAAAUGCACAGCUCAAGGACAUACUGAGGAGCGAGACACUCGCAGUGUCCGGAGUCAAGGCUACACUUCAGAUUCGCAUAAUCCAACACAUAGAGGAGCUUGUUCAAGAGGGACGGAUCGAUCGCUAUGACCAUUUAAGGAGAUUCAUAUACUCUAUGGCCCAGCGCUCAAUGCCUGGGCCGUCAACACUGUCAACUCCAUAUCAUCAAUACCAACCACAUUCAAUUGCGCACUCUUUGCCUACACAAAAUAGAUCUUCACCACUGGGCAUACCAAUACCCUCACAGCCAUUCACAUCUGGUCGCUUGACCUUCAAAGAUAGCCCAUUCUAUAAGAUACUGGAGCCUCUCACUCCUGCUGUGGAAUGCAAGGUACGCGAGCAGACAAGGGAUAAUGUGGAACUAAAAGUUAUGCUUUCUCCGAACAUGGUCUCCAAACUUCAAACCGAUUCCACGAUUCGUGUGAUGGUUUACUGCGCGGCUGAUACUGGUCUUAACCAGUACACGAAGUCUGAUAUUGCAUUUCCUCAUCAAGUAGAGCUCAAAGUAAAUCUCGACGAAGUUAAGGCUAACUUGAGGGGACUCAAAAACAAACCUGGUACGACAAGGCCUGCAGAUAUAACAGACCAUAUUCGCAAGAAACCAGGGUACCCAAAUCAAGUUGUUAUAACUUAUGCUCUUACUCAAAAGAGAUUUUUUGUAGUUGUCAAUCUCGUACAGCGAAAUCCAGUUGAGAAACUUGUCACUGAAUUGAAAGCAAGAAAGACUAUCUCCAAGGAACAAGUGAUUCGAGAGAUGAAAAACAGGGCUGAGGAUUCUGAUAUUGUUGCUACGUCAACUGUUAUGUCCCUGAAGUGCCCACUAUCGACGCUUCGAAUCGAAGUGCCCUGCCGUUCUGUGUUAUGUACCCACAAUCAAUGCUUCGAUGCCUCGUCUUUUCUGCAACUUCAAGAACAAGCGCCAACUUGGACAUGUCCGGUUUGCUCCAAGGCAACUAGUUUUGAAUCCUUGCAGAUUGAUCAGUACGUCGAUGAUAUACUUAACUCGACGCCUGUUGAUGUGGAUCAGGUUGUUAUAGAACCCAAUGGACGUUGGUCUAGCGUUCGACGAGAUGACCAUUUAGUACCCGAUAGUGGCACACCAACUACUGAGGAUGAUGAAUUAAUAGAAGUCGGGGAUUCUGGGAGCGCAUCCGUCAAACAGGAGCCACUUCCCAUUAAUGUCUCACUACAAAAAACUCCAGUCCAAUCCCAGGAGAUUUCAACAUCGCCCUCUGUCCUUGCUUCGUCAAAGAAACGGCCAGCAGCACAAGUUAUUGAUCUCACUGGAAGCGAUGACGAUGAUGACAAUGGUUCUCCAGUAAGACCAGCUAAGCGACGCACAUUAAAUUUACCGGAUGGAGGCUUCCUCAAUGGACUUGGUAACACAUUCAGCAGCAAUUUUGUGAAUGGUAGAAAUCAUCUUGUUUCGGGUCAGAAUGAUUCGCAAUUGCCGAGCCGGAGUGCUGGCUACAAUGCAUAAUGGAUGAGUUACUUGCAGGCGCCUGGUGCAUUUGAUUCCAUAAUUUGACGGGACUUGAUCAUCAUACGGUGUUUUGAGGGUGGCGAGGAAUAUGAUACCGCAUAGAAAUGGUUUUUUUAAGGUCUGUUUACGCUUGAAUUAGCUUCUCCCAAUGAAAAGAAAGUUGCCUUUGGAAUGGAUCCGAGGGGGCUCUAACUGACAUUCAUUUUACCAAUGGGCAGCCUUUUCGCCGGGUCAAUGACUGCCGUUUAAUAAUUAGUAGCAGAAACGCGGUGUUGUACGGCUAAAUAUGAAUUGAGUCAUUUACUCUCAUGCAUCUCUAUACUGUACCUAGAAAUUCGUAAAUGGUAACUGCAUGCCUAACACAAUACC